AUGGGGUCUUACUCCGAGUGUUCAAUCCUGAGUCCGUUUCUCUUCUUAGCUCUCGCGAGCACGAAUCUUAUCAUUGGUUACUGCUGCUCUUUCACUGGUUUGGAGUCCUCGAUUCUGAUUGUUGGUAUUGAUAUCACCAAGAGCAACAAGUGGACAGGAGCAAAAUCAUCUGUUUCAAGGCAAAGGGCCCUCCUGGCAUUCCUCUUUGAACUGCUUGCUUUCUUAUUAGAUGGGCUACAUGAAGAUUUGGUGAAACGAAAACCAUACAUUGAACUCAAAGAUUCUGAUAGUCGUCCGGAUGAUGAGGUUGCUGAAGAGCUUUGGAACUAUCAUAAGGCUCAGAAUGAUUCUGUAAUACUUAACGUCUGCCAAAAUCCCCUGGAGUCGGUGAGUUUGAUAAAAGAUGAUGAGCAUAUUGUGGCUUAUUGGAUGAAGCAGAUGCAGAAAGGAUCCGGAGUAGCAAAACUUGAAAUCCUUCAUGGAGGGCAGGAAAGGGCUGUUCUGGAGAGUGUUAAACGCGGAGACGUGAAGCUUUUCGGGACUCCUUUUGUCACUUAUGUCAGCACAGAACCACUGAAUGGAUCUGACGUUGAUGCAGUGAUCUCUUGA
Molecule: messenger RNA, 609 nt
Organism: Eruca vesicaria subsp. sativa (arugula)
Lineage: Eukaryota; Viridiplantae; Streptophyta; Magnoliopsida; Brassicales; Brassicaceae
Source: the annotation of a GenBank genome assembly